Molecule: messenger RNA, 1627 nt
Organism: Oncorhynchus keta (chum salmon)
Lineage: Eukaryota; Metazoa; Chordata; Actinopteri; Salmoniformes; Salmonidae
Gene: dhrsx
Product: dehydrogenase/reductase (SDR family) X-linked
Exons: 7
Coding region: 256-1080 (274 amino acids)
Molecular function (GO): oxidoreductase activity
Source: RefSeq, a predicted model, not a curated record
ACAUGCAGUCUUUCUUGUCUCCAUUUAACAAGGCGAUCUUAGUGGCUUUGUUUAUUUUUGCCAUCUUACUCAUUCUUUAUGUAAUACUAUGGUAUAUAUGCCGAGACGUGGAUUGCGACCACGGUAUCUGACGCUUGUCGUGAGAAAAGCAGACGAUACCCUGACUUUGGCUUAUACGGAGACGCGCCAGGGUGACCCUUUGUUUUGCCCAAACAAAAUGGAAGGGUUGCCAUAGUGACGGGGGGUGCCCGAGGAAUGGGUUAUGAGACUGCAAGACACCUGGCAAGCCUUGGCAUGCAUGUGGUUAUAGCUGGGAACUCUGAAGAGGAAGGCCUGCAAGCUGUGAAGAAGAUCCACGAAGAGGGCAGCGAGGGGAAAGUGGAAUUUCUGAUCCUGGACCUGUGUUCCCUAAAGUCCGUACGGCAGUUUGUCCAAAGGUUUAAAGCCAGGGCUCUACCACUUCACGUCCUUGUGAACAAUGCCGGCAUCAUGCUGGUUCCAGAGGGAAAGACCGAGGAUGGUUUCGAGCUGCACUUUGGUCUGAACUACCUGGGACACUUCCUGUUGACAAACCUCCUCCUGGACAAACUGAAGAGGUCUGGGAGACACGACGCCUGCUCCCGCGUCGUCACCAUGUCCUCCGCCACACACUACGUUGGAAGACUCAAUAUGGAAGACCUACAGGGCAGGUCCUGCUACAGUGCACAUGGUGCCUACUCUCAGAGUAAACUGGCCCUGGUCCUCUUCACAUACCAUCUGCAGGAGAGGCUAACAGCAGCAGGGCUCCCAGUAACAUCCAACGCAGUAGACCCAGGCAUGGUGGACACUGACCUGUACAACAACCUCUGUAUUCCAGCCCAGGCAGCCAAGAAACCUGUUGCCAAAAUGCUGUUUAGGACCCCAGCCGAGGGAGCGUCUACAGCUAUCCUGGCUGCCACUGCGUCUCAGCUGGAGGGGGUCGGAGGCUGCUACUUCUAUAACGGGGAGAGAACUGAAUCCGCUGACAUUACUUACGAUCACAACGUGAGGGCUGAGCUGUGGAAACAGAGCUGUGCGCUGGUUGGUCUUCAGGAGGCCUAGAGGAGGAACCAGGAACCAUGAUCUUAGAAAUAUGCCAAGAUCAACGGCAUGACACCUCCCUCCAGCGUCAACAGCAACCAAGCUGCGUCCCAAUUCUCAACCCUUCCCUACGGCCCCUAAGUGUGCACUUGUUCCCUUCCCUUCAUGGAUCUAAAAGCACUGCUAUAGGAAAUAUGGUAGACCACUCCCUCUGGCCUGACACCAAUCCAAUGCUUUUAAAUUCAUGGGGAGGAGAGCACAAGUGCGUACUUUAGUAGUAUCGGGAUACAGCCCAAGUCAGCCCCAGCCAGCACUGUAUACAGCGACAGCCUGUGGACUUAGGCUUCCUGAUUACUUAGCAACAUCUAGCUUCAGCACCAACUUUGGUUGUUGCCUCUACUGUAACUGUCCUCUCUUGACCUCUGUCCUCAUAGUACUGCAUAACACAUCAGCAUUGGAAUCGACUCUUCGUCAUAUCUUCUAACAUAUCUUCUCCUCCGCAAAGACAGUUCUGAGGACGUCCAUUCUACCAUUGCGACAAGCACUAUUAAACACAUGCUGAACGGCA